CCUUGCGCUUCAUGAUGAGAUGCUGAGUUGAUAACUUGACCAGAGGCGAUUAAUUGACCGAAUCACGUGAGCAUCAGUCUCCGUUCUAGCAACCAGUCAUUUCCCUUCUGCACUACAAUGUUGUAGAGAGCAAUGUUCCGUGAUGCUGAAAGAAUUGUUGUCGGUUGUUUCUGCAGUGUGGAAAUGUUGUUAGUGAUGGCCCGCCGCCGCCGCCCGGAAGCUCCGCGGACAGUCCGAGCCGACCCAUCAAGCUUCAUACAUGCUAUCACAACACCAUGAACCAUGUCCCCGGAGGCUCCGGGGGUUACAAUAUGUAUCCCCUUGUCACUGUAUGCAGAUGGUAUAUAUGCGCUCAGAGGCUCUGCUUCAACCAUGUCCCUUCAACCCAAAAUAACAUUGAGCCUCAACAGACACUAUCUUCAGCUUCAACUUGUCAAACCUAACUAGCAACCAUGGCUCACCCUAACGAUGCUCCUUCCACCAAACCACCCUCCGAAUACACACCCAUCGCAAUAAUGACCCUCCUCGGCUCAUUCUGCGGCAUGUUCUGCACCGUCGGCUUCGUAAACUCCUUCGGCCUCUUCCUCGAGUACUACAAAAAAGACCAACUCUCCAACCAACCCGAAUCAACCAUUGCAUGGAUAGCCUCCAUUGACAUCUUCUUCAUCUUCGGGGUGUCAGUCGUAUCUGGCCCUCUACUCGACACUCUCGGGCCACGACUCCUCCUCUGCAUCGGCUCCCUCGGCACCAUCUUCUCCAUAAUGAUGACCUCCCUCUGCAAACAACUCUACCAAUUCAUUCUCGCCCAAGGCAUCCUCCUCGGCAUCUCCCUAUCCCUACUCACCUGUCCCAUGAUCGCCCUCGUCGGCCAACACAUCAAGAUCAAGCGCGGCGCAGCAGUCGGCAUCGUGAUCGGGGGAUCCUCCCUCGGCGGCGUCCUCUGGCCGAUCAUCGUUAACGAAUUGCUCAAGAAACCCAACAUCGGGUUCGGAUGGACCAUGCGCAUCGUGGGAUUCAUCAUGUUGCCGCUACUCACAGUGACGUGUUUCUGCUGUAGGCCUGCUGCACCUCCAUCACCAUCUCAACAAUCGCAGGUGCAGCCAGAACCAGAAUCAGAAAAACCCACCCCCUCCCCAAAAGAAUCAGAAUCAGAAUCAGAUACAUCCCCCCUCCUCAAAAACCCAACCCUCCACCUAACCUGCCUCUCCUUCUUCAUCAUCUACUUCGGGAUGUUCUCGCCCUUCUUCUACGUCUCCAGCUACGGCGUCGCGAAGGGCUUUUCCUCCUCGUUAUCAUUCUAUACGAUCUCAAUGCUGAACGGCGCGUCGCUGUUCGGGAGGAUCAUCGGGGGCAUACUAGCUGACAAGUACGGACGGUUUAAUGUCUGUAUUGUGUUUACGAUUCUCUCCGGGGUGGUUUGUCUUUGUUGGACGAAGGCCACGAGUGUAGCGGGGUUGGUGGUGUUUGCGGUGGCGUAUGGGUUUGCUUCGGGGGCUAUCCUUUCCCUCCAACAGGCAUGUGCAUUGCAGCUUGCUACGCCGAAGACGGUGGGGUUGGCGGUGGGGGUUGUUAUGGGGGCUACGGCUUUGAGUGCUAUGGCUGGGAUACCUAUCUCUGGGGCAUUGGUGCAGAAGUAUGGGUUCCUUGCGCUGUCGGUAUACGCCGGGAUUUGCUUCCAUGUUUAG
This is a messenger RNA of Aspergillus piperis CBS 112811, 1685 nucleotides long. RefSeq names its product putative MFS monocarboxylate transporter. Gene Ontology annotation, cellular component: fungal-type vacuole membrane. Gene Ontology annotation, biological process: transmembrane transport. The transcript is spliced from 6 exons. Lineage: Eukaryota; Fungi; Ascomycota; Eurotiomycetes; Eurotiales; Aspergillaceae. Bases 453 to 1685 code for a protein of 410 amino acids. Gene Ontology annotation, molecular function: transmembrane transporter activity. The record is from RefSeq and is a predicted model, not a curated record.